Messenger RNA from Exaiptasia diaphana, 2589 nucleotides. RefSeq names its product protein unc-45 homolog A. Gene Ontology annotation, molecular function: protein binding. The record is from RefSeq and is a predicted model, not a curated record. NCBI's taxonomy places the organism in Eukaryota, Metazoa, Cnidaria, Anthozoa, Actiniaria, Aiptasiidae.
GGCGCAGAGAACGCAAAGUUGUAGMGGGGGAUCAAUUCCUGUGAAAGAAAUUCGGKUGAUCAWUCGUAUAAAAUACACGAGAAGGUGGAACCGAAAAGURUUGCGGAUGUGGUUUGAAAAUGCYGCAAAAUACAAUCAAUUCAUGGUCGUCUUCACAAGACAUCAGCUCUUCAGGACACUUGGGUUUAUUCAAUAAUGAACGAGGAUUCGCACAAUACAGCCCUGCAAUUAAAAGAGGAGGGCAAUUCACUMUUCAAAGAAGGCAAAUACAAAGAAGCAAUAGCAGUUUAUACUAAAUCAUUACAGCUUUACAGUCCAGACGAUAAAGAAAAAGAGAAGCAAGAAGAGCAAGCAGUUAUCUGGAAAAACAGAGCAGCCUGUCAUCUSAAACUUGAAAAAUAUGAMAAAACAGUAGAAGAUGCUAGUAAAGCACUUGAAAUACUAGUCAAUGAUACCAAGGCUUUGUACAGAAGAUGUCAGGCUCUUGAAAAACUGGGCAGAUUAGAGGAGUCAUUUAAAGAUAUUCACACAUUAAGCAGGCUUGAACCAAAGAAUACAUCUUUUCAUUCAACAUUAAAAAGACUGGGAGCUCAACUACAAGCAAAGUCUGAAAAGGUCAGGACAACUGAUGGCUUGGUUAAUGAAAUGUUUGGUUCCUUGUUUGGUAAUGCAGACACUGACGAAAGAAAAAAGAAGGCUCUUAAGAAUCUCGUCAUUUUGUCWAAAGAAGAAGCUGGCGCACAAAAAAUAUUCCAAGGAGGCAGUGGUGUUGCCCAAAUUGUGAGUUUAUUGAAGACUGACUCAGAGGAGCAAAUUGUAUCUGGUCUGACAAUACUGAAAGGUCUUUGCAGAAAUUCUCCAUCCAGGGCAUCUGUUGUUCUUCAUAGCGUUGGUACAGAAAAAUGUAGUUUACUUUUAGAAUCUAAAUCAAUAGAUGUUUGCAAAGCAACUGUAGCAGUUUUAUAUGAAGCGCUCGAGGCCUUGAUUGAGAUGCCUACACUUGCUGAGGACUUAAAAAAAUGGUAUCAGACAGAGGGCUUCAGUAAAGCUAUUCCUUUUAAAUUAGUCAAUGAAACGGAGAAUAAAGCCAUUGUCAGCCAACUCCUGUUAACUAUUAAAAGUGAAAAAGUGUCAGGUGCUUGCCGUGAUGAGUGCAUAGAUUCUCUUGUCAAAGCUUUCCCAAAGAACAAGCUGGUCGUAUUAAUGUUUAUGCAGAUGAAAGGUAUUCACCUUCUCCUGGAAGUGGCAGCAGUCACAGCUCCUGUUCUGUCAGGAGACAAACGGCCCUUGGAAGUCACUGAGAACACUAGAAUGCAUAUAUCAGUGCUGUUAGCCGCUAUCUGGGACACUCUUGGUUAUAAUGAGAAAAAGAAAGAAAUGUUUACCGGAGAUGCUCAGCUGACAAUAAUGAAAUACGUCAAUCAGUCUAGUCUCCAGGCCCAUGUGGAGGGAUGCACAGCUUUGUGUGCUUUAAUUCAGGGUUCUCAAGAUAGUGCAGCUGCUUUGGUCAAAUCAGGCAAUGUAGUUAACCUGGUGAUGGCACUGGCAACACAGGAGAAUAUUUCUUCACAGACUGUUGCUGCCGAAACACUAGCAUUAGCUACAUCUGAUAAGGCGCUGUGUCAGUCAUUAGGUGAAGAGUGCAAAGAGAGUUCGUUGCUUUACGGAGUGUGUCAAACAUUGGUCAACCUGACCAACACCUUUGACAAGCCAGAAAUUCCUGAAGAGAUGAAAAAACUGGGAGAAUUUGCCAAAGUUAAACUGCCGACUCUUUCUGAAAAGGAUGGCGAUGAAUAUGUCAAAAAGAGAACCACCAAGCUUGUUAAGGAAGGUGUCAUAUCAUCUUUGGUUAGUUUGUCAAACACAGAGAGUCUAGCAAGUAGAGAAAUGAUAGCAAGAGUUUUUCUCGGUGUUGUGACAGACGAAGAACAUCGUGGAGUCACUGUACAACAGGGUGGAGUGAAGGCACUUCUUGGUCUGGCUGAUAAAAAUACUGACAAAGGUGUUGACCGCGCUGUUCAGGCUCUUGCUAAAAUAGCUAUCUCUAUGAACCCCGAGUUUGCAUUUCCAGGACACCGAAGUUUUGGUCUAAUCCGUCCACUCAUCAAACUGCUUCAUCCUUCAAAGAGGGGAAUUGCACAAUUCGAAGCUUUAUUAGCACUGACAAAUUUGGCGCAGUUGAAUGACGAUGUAAGGAAACAAAUACUCAAGCAGAAAGGACUUCCUGAUAUUGAAAUGUUAAUGUUUGAUGAAGAUGAGAUGUUAAAGCGAGCUGCCACCGAGUGUAUGUGCAACAUGGUAAUGAACGAGGAGGUAUUUAAACUAUAUGAAAAGGAGGACACUCCAACGGAGCGUCUAAAGCUUAUGAUUGUCUAUUUCGGCGAUGAAGACAUUGCACUGCAAAGAGCUGCUGGUGGAGCGUUAGCCAUGUUGACUGCUAGUGAAGUUGUCUGUCGCUUGAUCUUGAAGGUGAACCCAUGGCUUGACAUUAUAAAAGAAAACUUGGUUACAGACAAAACUGAAAUCAAAUUUCGAUGUGUUUACAUUGUGAAUAACAUGAUGGCUGCCAACAAAGACAUUGCUACCAAG